AUGGCGACGUUCCUCCAUGAGCUCUCUUCCUUUGCCAUGGCAGUAGACGAAGACAGAGCAGAACUGAAGGCCGCCUUGCAGCAUCCUCCGGCUUCCUCAGGGGCGGUGGCGUCAAGGAUCCCUUUCCUGGAGGACAUGAAAGAGAUCUGUAAGGUAUACAAAGGCAUGAGUGCAGAAAACCAGAAGCUCAUCGACUGUCUCGAGUGCCAACUUGAGUCCGACCCUGCCAACGGAUAUGUCCCAUUCAAUGCCAAGUGCCUCCACGACAUUGAUGCAAGCCUUGAUUGUAUGCAGGACAAAAGCAAGCUCUCGCUGGUGGAGACCUUGACCCCAUGCGUCAAGAAAGCGUCAAUUGACGUCAGCGUCGGAGUCAAGUUCGAGUCUCCCGCGCCAGUCCCCGCAUACCUGCAGGUUGAGGAUGAGCAGGUGGAGCCGAAGACGCCAGACCUCGAGGAUUUCGCCAUCUCCUCGCUUUCCUUGGGAAUUCUCAACGAAGCUGCAAGCAAACAUCCCGCUGCCCUGAAGGAGGCGACCCAGAGGAAGGAGAUUGAAUCGAGUGCCCCCAAGUCCCAACCUGGUUCAGAUGAAAACAGUUCUCCAAACUUCAAUUUCUCUCCUCUGCAUGGAAAGUAUGAAUUCCUUAAAGCAGCCAAGAAAUCCCCGGAAAAGAUCCCAUUCCAUCUUCCUGAAUGCGAGGCAGAAGCUCUGUCCAACCCACCUGCUCCUCCCGCAGAGCUGCCAGCUCAGCAAGAGGAGGCCUCCUCCUUACAGAUCACCUCAAGAUCCAAAGUACUCAAGGCGCCUGCCGAAGAGGCUCGAGGAGAAAGCAUGUUCCCUCUUAUGGCUGAGGUAUCGGGGGAGGACUUUGCUGCUGUUCCCGAUUAUCUUCGGCACCAAAUCAGCUGCGACGAACUGAACACUACCAUCAAGAAGAUAAACGAGUUCGUAACGGACAAGCGAUUCGAACAAGACAUGGCGGGAGGGUCAGACGCGCUCACGAUAGAAGAGAUGCAGCAAAAAAUCAAACUUGGAGUGAAGACCAAGGCGUUUGUCCUUCUUCUCAUGAGCCUCUCGCGCAUCAAGACGGUCAAGGCAAAGACCGGAAUCGCUUACACCAUCGUCUCUCAAUGA
Molecule: messenger RNA, 1131 nt
Organism: Guillardia theta CCMP2712
Lineage: Eukaryota; Cryptophyceae; Pyrenomonadales; Geminigeraceae
Exons: 14
Coding region: 1-1131 (376 amino acids)
Biological process (GO): cell division; chromosome segregation
Molecular function (GO): microtubule binding
Source: RefSeq, a predicted model, not a curated record